AGCCGACUUCGAUUCUGAUCAAGAAGACCCAGAGCAAUUACUGGAUGAAUGGCUGGGACAAUUGGACAACUUAACAGAGGGAUUAAACAAUUUAAAUACUUCAAAUAAUCUUAAACCAUCCCAUGCCGAUAUUUGUACUCCUAGAAUUGACAGUUAUCGAUUUUCAAUGGCCAACCUGGAAGAUUCUCAAGACGUCGAUCUCGACGCCAUUCUUGGCGAAUUAUGCGCUCUCGAGAGUCAAUAUGAAAAGGAACUUGAACAAAGCAUUGACAAUAAAAAUAAAUUAUCAGGCUCUCAGAAGCAGUUGCAUCAAUCAAGAACUCACCUUCGCUCACAUUCGGAAGGCCCCAGAAUUAAAAUGGACUCUGGAGAAACUGAUCUCAUUCACAAGACUGAUUCUUCCUUACGUACCGAUUCGCCAGACAACGAUUCUGCAUUUAGCGACACCGUUUCCAUGCUGUCUGGAGAAUCUUCUGCCAGCAGUGGAGGUAGUGGUCCGAAACCAAGUACCUUACAGCUGCCUGCUCAGUGUACCCAGGACGAAGCGUCCAAGGUGAAGGCCGAAAAAAUUCGAAUGGCUAUGGAGAAAAUUAAGGAAGCCAACAUUCAGAAAUUGUUUGUUAAGGUCUUUACUGUCGAUGGUUCGGCAAAAUCGCUUUUGGUUGACGAAAAAAUGACUUGUGCUUACAUAACGAGACUUCUGGCGGACAAAAAUCAUGUCCACAUGGAUCCUAAAUGGACCAUUGUAGAACAUCUUCCCGACCUUUACAUGGAACGAGUAUAUGAAGAUCACGAGCUGUUAGUUGAAAAUUUGAUGGUGUGGACCAGAGAUUCGAAAAAUAAAAUAUAUUUCGCAGAAAGAUCGGACAAAAUAAAGCUUUUUAUUAAUCCGGAAAAUUUUCUUCUGACCAACACAGAUAAACAAGAUGCCGUGGAUUAUGACGAACACUUGCGUAGUUUACUAUUGGAAGAUUUUUUCCGUUCCGGAAAUCAAGGUAUACCUCAUAUUGAGGGACCGCUUUACCUAAAGUCUGAGUCGAAAAAAGGUUGGAAAAAGUAUCACUUCGUAUUAAGGGCUUCCGGGCUUUAUUAUUUUCAAAAGGAGAAAUCGAAGACAACGAAGGAUUUAAUGUGCUUAGCUACUUUCGAUGUCAAUCAGGUGUAUUACGGUUUAGGGUGGAAAAAGAAAUACAAAGCCCCCACUGAUUAUUGUUUUGCUAUUAAACAUCCACGACUACAAGAGCCAAAAUCGUCAAAAUAUAUUAAAUAUUUGUGUGCCGAAGAUUUUUACUCGUUAGAAAAGUGGGUCGUCGGAAUACGAGUAGCUAAACAUGGCCGUCAACUUAUGGACAACUAUCGAAUGCUCGUUGACGAAUUAGCCCAAGAGGAUCUUGAUAAACUGGCCCAUGCGCGAAGUUGUUCUGUGAGCUCGAUAUCUGUCCAAUCGAGUGCUACAACCCCGACCCAAGGAUACAGCAGUAGCGAAGGAUAUGUAACUCCGAGUGAAACUUAUUCGGCAACAAGUGAGGCCAGUUCUGGCAGACACAGUAGAGCAAGUAGUUCGAGCUCGAGUGGUUGCAUGUCUGACAGUGCCCCAUCCAGUUGUGAAAUUGCAUUUGAGUCUGAAUUUCCUAUGGGUACCAUUAAACGUAAACCGUCAAUGAAACCGUCUUUGCCUUUGACAAAUAUAACGAGACAGUUAAAAGAAGUCGGCGAAACAAGAGAAGUGGAAAAGGAUCAGUUACCCUCUUCCAGUCCUGUUUUAUAUACAAACACAGGUACGUUAACGAGAAGACAAAGUAGGAGAAAAUCUAGUUCAACAGAAGAUUCGUCUAAUAGUGGCACUUUAAAGAGGCAACAAUCCUUUAAAUCCACCAGCUCCAUGGAAUCCAUUCGAAGCAACAAUUCCACACCCCUUUGCGGUACACCGAUUCGUGAUAAACCUUUAUUUACCGAAGAGGAGUUUUUGAGUCCAAAUUCGCUAAUAAGCGGAGAAAAAGUUCAAACGUCCAUGGUCGACUCUAUCAUAUCGCUUCCAUCUCCCCCUGAAGUGUGCGACAACUACUCUAUGGUCGAAACGUCGUCGACAUACCAGUUACCUCCGCCGCCUCCGGAAGUGUACAGUUCAAACUUGUCACUUGAUAGUUUACCGCCACCUCCGAAUCCGUUAGAACUGCCGCUCGUCCUCGAGGUAGUCGAUUUGACCGGUAGUCAGUUAUCCUUGAUGUCGUUGCCGCCUCCACCGACCGAAAAUUGUGAUAUGGGCAAUUCGUUACGGAAAGUGCCCCCGUUAAGUUCAAGACUGACCCUUUCAUACCAGUGCAAUCAGACUGAUACUAUGUUGAAAACAAAGCCUAAUGAUCAACAGGAUUCGCCUAAAGUAGUUUCAAUGUCCGACAACAAAUACGUUUCUAAAAAUGAAGAUAGCGAACAAAACGAAAAAUUGUACGCUCAACUGCUGAAACAGAGUGGUGGAACUUUGCCACUGCAACUUGACAAUAAUUCGAUUAAUUUACGAUCAUCCUUGAGACAGAGUGCCGCGACUGCAUUACCACCCUCGGUAAAUAAACAAAUCUCAACGAAUAAUAUAAUAACACGCCCCACACUUAACACGAACUCGCCAACUCCACAAAAGAAGGUGUGUUUUCAAGAGUUCUAUACUCCCAAGAAGGCCAACAAAAGGGUCAUCGGCUUCAGUAUACCCUCGCAAGAGGCGCCAUUGCUGCUACCUAAGAAGCCGCCGCCCCCGAAAAGAUCCGAAACUACAAGAUUAUCAAGUCCAAAGAAAUUGGUGGAACCUCCAACCGAUUUCCUUAAAGAUUUACAAAGGGUUAUGAAGAAGAAGUGGCAAGUGGCACAAAAGUGCAAAUUGGAGCCCACAACGACGCCUCAUGAAGUGUUAGGAUUUAGAGAUCCUCCUCCUCAGUUCCUACCUGAUUACAAGGAGUCGAGCGUUUCGAAAUGGGUUAAAGAACACUACGGUGGUUAUAAUUUUUACGAGAACGUUUACAGAGAUAGUUCGCAAAACGUGACAGAAUACGCGACCAAUAAUACAAUUAAUCAUAAUGUUCGUAAAGAAGUUAAGAUGUGUGAUUCUAUAAUUAGGAAUAAAAGACCGCCUCCACCACCACCCAAACGAAGCGAAACGACUCAAUUAACUACACCGCGACUCCAUUAAUUAAUUAGUGUCAAGUAAAAAAUGAUAUUGUAGAAAAACUAAUCAGUGCAAUCAAUGGAUACGUACAAUUAAAUGUGACACCUUAUUAAUUGAUAGAAUCUGUUACUGUUUUAUGAAUUGAGAAUGAAUUAUUUGUUUACGUAGAACUAAGUAAAUUAUUUUUCUUUUUAACAUUAGUUUAUCGAUUUUCAAAACUAGAUAGGUUCAUAACGGGGUAAGUGAAUGUGUUAUUCUGUUACUUUUGCAUUGAUUGUACAACUUGUGAUGUGACAUUUCUUAUGGUAAUGCUUGGAGCAUGUGUAACAUUACGCCCAAAACUGUCCUUAAGUAGAGAAACUCGCAAAAGCUUACUACUACUGCCUUUUCAAAUGGUUUUCCUGCAUUUAUUAUUAUACACGUACUUGCUGAUAUACAUAUAAAAAAUGAAUUGUGAUGUUAGAUAUUUGUAAUCCACGCAAAAUAAAAUUGUGCCAUUUAUAAUACAUAUACAUAUAUAUAUAUAUAUAUAGGUACAUACAUAUAUUAAAUGUAUCAAUUUCUAUACCUUUUACUACUUUUGUAUAUACGAUACAUACAUACGUACGUACAUGUUAAUAAACAUAGAAUGUAAGUCGUCGAUAUUUAUAAUAUUAUGAAGAAACAGCGGUGCUUUUUUGUAAAUUAUUAUUUCUUCUUCAAACUUAUCGCUAUUAUUUUGAAAAACAUUUUAAAAACCUGUAAAUAUUAUUGUUUAAUAUCUAGUGACUAAAAGUUUUACUUUGACUGGUAUUUUCUUACUGUUGCUAUAAGUUAUUUUAUUUCCCAGUACCUCUAUACAUAGAGUUUACUCCAUUUGAUUAUUUUAUUAUACAAGGUAAUUCAGUUCAAAUUAAAAUCUUUAACGAUAAACAAAUAUAAUCUAAUUAAAUUAAUGUGUAUGUAUAUUUUUUAAUUUCAAAUAUGAUAUUGUAUAAUUAAUAAUUUACUUCUGAUAUUAAGCUAUUUUUUUAUAGUGCGCCGUGUAGAUAAAAAAAAUUUAAGUAACGGUGCACACGGUCGUUGAAGUAUGCGCAGUGUACGGUGCGUUCAGUUCAACUCGAUGAAGUCGUUUAGAUUUACACCGAAGAACCGGAAACAUCCUAUAAACAUUUUUUGCUGCUUAUUUCCACGUCUUGGAGGGGAUUCUGCAAAAAUUUUUAAUAAUUUUCCGAUUAUUUUAGGAGAUUGUUCAGUGUCAAUCAACGCCCGUUUCCGUUUGUACCCAUAAAUUGCUGUAACGACGCUCUGUCUGUUGUAUGUAUUUUACCGAACGUUACACGUCUAAUUGUAAGCGCAUAAUUUGCAUCCGUGUGCACCGGCCUCUAUUGUAUUUCUAUUACGAACUUUAAAGUAUCUCGGUAAUAAAUAUUUUUUACGGAGACGUGUAAGUAAACACGUAAUUUUUUA
Agrilus planipennis (emerald ash borer) is the source of this 4603-nucleotide messenger RNA. RefSeq names its product ras-associated and pleckstrin homology domains-containing protein 1 (gene pico). The coding region runs from base 167 to 3178 and encodes 1003 amino acids. The transcript is spliced from 10 exons. The record is from RefSeq and is a predicted model, not a curated record. Gene Ontology annotation, biological process: signal transduction. NCBI's taxonomy places the organism in Eukaryota, Metazoa, Arthropoda, Insecta, Coleoptera, Buprestidae.